UCUCUGAGAUACACUAGCCACGAUUAUAAUCCAACUUGCUCUAUCCACACCAGACACAAGAUGCACUGAAGAACUGAAGUCAGAAAUGGAACAGCGGUUGAGUAAAAAAUAAUCGAUGUGUUCAUUAUUCAACCAACUGAAAAAUUGCAUCUAUCUUCUCUCACAGGAAAAAUUGAUAGUGGGAAGGAAAACAACAAUUGACUGACUGUUGAUGUCAAAACUUGGCUUCCAGCUCGGCUAUUUCAAAAUCAAUUCACUGUUAUAUACAUCGAAUGACUCUAUUGUUUUAAACUCACCUCCCAAAAUAUUCAAUAUAGUUCACAUUUAUCGCAUUUUCAAUUUUUUUAUUCAUCAUUUAUUAUUCGUUACCCACUUAUGAAUAAUAUUUUCACCACUUUAUUCUCAAGUUAUAUGGCAUGAAAAACAGGGUAAAUAAAAACAAAAAGACUGCUAGCCCAAUAGAAUAUUUGACCUUAUUAUUUUCCCUUUUUUCGACCACAAUUAUAUCGCCCGUCAGUUCAUUGUAUUGGAUGGAUAUCUUUAUUUUUAGUUUGUUAAAUGAUCUUUUCUCUAAAUUUGUUUAACAAUGACUGAUUGUUCGCUUGCCCUGCUCUCAUUUUCGGGUUUUUGUUGGUAUGUUUUGCUGAUUGUGUAACCUGUUACGUAACACUCCAAAAUUGCAUCAUCAGUUUACUUUUCUUUCACUUAUACUUCCUUCUCAACACGCGUGAACGCAAACAAGAGAAGAAGAUGAUGAAGAAGAGAUUUCACGUGGAGAUCAUCACUUCUCCCUCCCAUUUUCUCCUCCUCCUUCUUCUCCUGCUCUGCUGUUCGCCUCUGGUCGUCUGCCAAAAAACAGCGCCUCGUGAUAUCGAAGUCAGUGGAAUCACUCAGAACUCGGCGACCAUCUGCUGGAAGCAACCGGCACAAGGGGGUCCAAUGCGGGAGUUCCAGAUAGUGCUGAGCGUGAAAGACGAUGACUCGCUGAACAAGUUCGAGUAUCUCAGUUUGGAUGAGUCUCAGGAUCCGGAAGACGAGAGGAAUCUGUGCAAACAGUUCACACUUCUUGAACCAGGAGUGGGCUACGAAGUGUCUGUGGUGGGAAAAGGCAGCCCAUUUGCGUACAAGGAACAGGACAUGUUCUACUUCAAAACACGCGAAAAUCCCUGCUCCAGCCACAAGUGUGCAAAUGGGGAGUGUACAGUGACGGGGGAGGAGGAGGACUCGUUCAACUGCAUGUGUUUCAUGGGCUACUACGGCACCUCCUGCGAUAUGUUUAACCCCUGUGCCAGGAAACCGUGCGGAGAAUUCGAGUGCUUCAACACCACUGAAGGCCACUUCUCCUGCGCCUGCCCGGACGGGAGGAGCACCACUGACCCCGUGGACUGUCUCAACACAGACCCCUGUGCCAAUCACAAGUGCCAAUGGGGGGAGUGUGUCCCUACCAAUCCUGAUGAUGAUGAAGAAUACGACGGCUUGGAUUUGCGCGGGGGGAAUGUGGCUCCCAGCUACGUGUGUGAGUGUGAAAGGGGCUACAGGGGCAGAUGGUGCGAGGAUAGAGACACCUGUCAGUUCGUCAACUGCCACAACAAUGGCACCUGUAUCUCGUCAUCGUCAGGAGGGGGGACAGCAGAUAGCUACCAUUGUCAGUGUCAGCCCGGAUACACAGGUGCAAACUGUGAGAAAACCGACCCCUGCAGGACCUCACCGAAACCAUGUCUUCACGGGGGCAAAUGCGUGCCCCCCUCUCCCUCUUCGGGGGCAAGGGGGAGGAGUUUCGAGUGUGAAUGCCCGCGAGGCUUCAGGGGGGACAUUUGUGAGUCGAAGGACGGAUGUGCCGACGAUCCAUGUGAGAACGGAGCCGAAUGCGUGAACGCGUUGAAUGGGGAAGCCACUUGCACUUGUGCCGAGAAUACUUAUGGAAAAUUCUGUCAAUACCGAGACAAUUGCGCCUCUGAGCCUUGUGGGGACAGAGGGGUGUGCAAAAGCGACAAGAGUGUGAAAGAUGGCUUCAUCUGUGUGUGCAAGGGGGGCUACUUCGGAGUCCACUGCGAGCUACAGGAUCCCUGUGUGCUCGACCAGCCAUGCCAGAACAAUGCCAACUGCAUCAGUAACGGCAACGGGAGUUUCGAGUGCGAGUGUGAGGCGCAGUCAGGUAAUUGGGGCAACAGGUGUCAAUACAGCAAUGAGUGCAUCCACAAACCGUGCAGGAACUCAGGGCAGUGCUUCAACGACACCAACAGUGCACUAGGCUACAGGUGCAAAUGUCCGGGUACGUUUGACGGUCAGAACUGUGAGAACAUUAACCAGUGCAAGAACGUCACUUUCUGCACCGGCCAUGGAACAUGCAAAGACAACAUGUGCAUCUGUGACGACGACUAUUACGGUGCACACUGUGAGAACUUCAAUGCGUGCGAAGUGAUUAGACCGUGCAAACAUUCAAGUGAGUGCACGCCCACAGGUGAUAACAGCUACAGGUGUGAGUGUGAUCACGGAUACCACGGCACCAAUUGUGAGAAGUUUGAUCCCUGUCAUGCUCAACCCUGCUUCAAUGGAGGCAGUUGCGUUCUUCAGGAUGACAAAAUGGGUUACUUCACGUGCGAUUGUAUUUUGCCCUACUACGGGACGAGAUGUGAACUGUUCAACCCCUGCCUCUUUCCUUCUGUCGUAUCACGUGAUCAAAAUGGGGUGUGUCCACGUGAUUUCAAGUGUCUCAACACCACAACCGGUCAUCUCUCGUGCGUGCCCCAAAACAUGAACGAAUGGAUGGGGCAGGGACAGGGAAACUCGGGGGGAGGGGAGGGGGGACUACUUGAAUUAAAAUGUGCAAAGGAUGCGGACUGUUUCAACGGGGGCACUUGUGAUGCGAGGGGGAGCAAAAAGUGCAAUUGUAAAAAUGGGACCUACAGUGGUAUUUUGUGUGAGAAAAUGAACCCCUGUAAUGACCAGUCGAUCUGCAAUGGAAGGGGUGUGUGUCGAUCUGACAAGGGAGACAACACAGCUGAGUGUGAGUGUGAGGCAGGCUGGUUUGGACCUCGAUGUGAGAUGGAAGACCCCUGUGGUGGGGGAGGGGGAGGGGGACGUCUCAACUGCUUCAACGGGGGCAACUGUGUCCGCAUCUACAACCCCUUCUCCAAAAUCACCACCCCCAAAUGCCACUGUCUAGACGGAUUCAGCGGUGCAGAGUGCAGGGAGCGUGCGAAGGAGUGUGUGAUGAACCACUGCAGUCAUCAGGGCCAGUGUCUGUCUCUCGGCUGGAACAAAGACGAGGAGACGUUCCGGUGUGUGUGUCCCCCCGCAUACCACGGACCCAGAUGCGAAAGUCUACCUUUGAAGGCGAAUUUAAUGAAGAGUCACUCUUCGUACUGA
Symsagittifera roscoffensis is the source of this 3369-nucleotide messenger RNA. RefSeq names its product neurogenic locus notch homolog protein 1-like. Bases 751 to 3369 code for a protein of 872 amino acids. NCBI's taxonomy places the organism in Eukaryota, Metazoa, Xenacoelomorpha, Acoela, Convolutidae. The transcript has 15 exons. The record is from RefSeq and is a predicted model, not a curated record. Gene Ontology annotation, molecular function: protein binding; calcium ion binding.